AUGUGGCAUAGCCCCUCCCCGUCGAGAAUAUGGAACAAUAGCCCCCUUUUCAGCAGGUCGGGUGCCAACACGUCCACCGGGGCGGACAACGGCAGCGGCUCGUCCUUCUCUUUCCACCACGGAGACUUGACCGGCCCUCCGCUCGACCCGCAGCCGUCCGUCAGGCCCGAGGAUCCGCUCAACUGGUCGUGGCGCAAGAAGCAUGCCGUCCUGUUCGCGCUGAUCCCGGGAUCCCUCCUCAGCGACUGGACUCUGACAUGGGGGACGACUGUCUUCCAGCUACAAGCGUCCGAGUGGAACAUGGCGGUCGAGGAAGUGGCCCAGUCCGUGAGCCCGGGAAUCUUCAUGCAAGGGACGGGGGGGAUCCUGGCGGUUCCUCUGUGCCAACGUUACGGGAGGCUCCCCGUCCUCUUCUGGUCGCAACUCCUCUGCCUCGUCUGCACGAUCGGGGCCAUACACGCGCGCAGCUACACGAGCUUCACGGCGAUGCGGACGCUGCAGGGGUUCUUCGGGGCGGCGCCGCAGGUGAUCGGGCUCUCGGUGGUGCACGACAUGUUCUUCUUCCAAGAGCGGACUCGCAAGAUCAACAUCUGGGCGGCCUCGUUCCUGAUAGGGCCGUACCUGGGGCCCUUCAUCUCCAGCCUGCUUCUCCUGCGGCUGGACUGGCGUGACAACUUCGCCGUGCUGGCGGGCUUCUACGGCCUCAGCGUCGCCAUGGUGGCGUUCCUCGGCGACGAGACCCUCUUCGACCGCGACGGCCACGACCUGCUGCGCGCGGGGCUCAAGGUGUGCGGGCGGCCCCAACCAGUGUCGCCGGGCCGGCGGGUGGCGCUGCUGCUCGGGGUGGAGGGGUACCGCAACCGGGCCGCGCGGCCGGGCCUGUGGACCGUGUUCCGGCACCAGUGCUCGCUGCUCGGGCGGCCCUACCUGCUCCUCCCGACGGCGCUGUUCAUCACCCCCAUGACAAUGUGGACCAUCGGGUUGGUCACGACCAUGCCGCAGUUCGUGCUCCCCGCUACCGACGAAGGCGGCUACGGCUUCAGCUACGUCGGCCUCUCGAUGUUCUACUGGGCGCCCAUGCUCGGCACCCUCGCGGCCGAGCUGUGGGGCCACUGGUUCAACGACGCGCUCGCAGCCCGGCACAUGCCCCGCUUCGGCCCCGAGAGCCGCCUGACGGCCGUAUACCCCGGUGUGGCGGCGGCGGUGGCGGGCUUGGUGCUCUUCGGCGCGACGAUGCAGCACCGCCUGCACUGGGCCGGGCUGGCGUUCGGGUGGGCGAUGGUGUGCUUCGGCACCCUCUCCUGCACGACGGCCGUGUCGGCGUACGCGCUCGACUGCCUCCCGCGCCACGCGGCGUCGGCGUCGGCGUGGAUCAACUGCUGGCGCGUCGUCGGCGGGUUCUCGGUCGUCUACUUCCAGGGCGCGUGGGUGCGGAGUGCCGGGGCCGGGGCCGCGUUCGGGGGCCAGGCGGCGGUUAUUGCGGCGGCGGCGAUGGCGGUCGUCGUUGCGCAGGUGUGGGGGCGGAGUUGGAGGGAGAGGUACCCGGCGCCGGCAGAGGAGAAUUGA
Messenger RNA from Phialemonium atrogriseum, 1566 nucleotides. Its product is annotated as MFS general substrate transporter. Gene Ontology annotation, cellular component: plasma membrane. The transcript has 3 exons. Bases 1 to 1566 code for a protein of 521 amino acids. Gene Ontology annotation, biological process: transmembrane transport. The record is from RefSeq and is a predicted model, not a curated record. Gene Ontology annotation, molecular function: transmembrane transporter activity. NCBI's taxonomy places the organism in Eukaryota, Fungi, Ascomycota, Sordariomycetes, Cephalothecales, Cephalothecaceae.